Vigna umbellata (rice bean) is the source of this 1245-nucleotide messenger RNA. RefSeq lists its product as uncharacterized. The record is from RefSeq and is a predicted model, not a curated record. Gene Ontology annotation, cellular component: cytoplasm; membrane. NCBI's taxonomy places the organism in Eukaryota, Viridiplantae, Streptophyta, Magnoliopsida, Fabales, Fabaceae.
CUCAGGUGAUUGAUGAAGAAGGGGCUGGUGAACCUUUGCAUGUGCAUUGAACUGAAGUUGGGGUUUUGAAGUCCCCAAACCCUUUUUCCUUUUCUGACUUCCCAUAACCACACACACCACAAAAUUCCCAUGAACUGGGAUGUUUGACAACUGAAACUUUAAUUUUCAUCUAUAAAGAUUCAACCUUUCUGUGUUGAAGGCAGCCCAAAACCCCCAAACCGAAAACUUCAGAUAAAAAAAAAAUGAGCAGUGCUUUUCGCAUGAACUCUGCUAAGAUUUCUCAUGUCAUGGGGAUGCAGAGGCACUUCAUGUUGGUGAACCACGUCGUUCAUCCAAUCAAAACCUCUUCUUUUCUCUACAACACAGUGCAUUCUAAACCUUUUAUUAGAUUGCCACAUUUCUUCAGAAAACCCAGAGAAUAUGAAAAUUCGUUGUCUUUGUUCUGUUCAUCCUUUUGCUCUUCUUCCUCUUCUUCUUCAUCUGCUGUUGCAACUUCCCUCUCCAAGGUUGGCUUUGUGAGUUGGUAUUUGGGGAUGAUCAAGUCUUGGCCAAUUUUGACAAAAAGUGUUACUUCUUCACUCAUUUAUAUGGGUGCUGAUUUAUCUUCCCAGACUAUUGUACGGGAUUCUUCUGAAGCUUUUGAUUUUAUGAGGACUUCACGCAUGGCAGGAUAUGGCAUGAUAGUUUUAGGGCCAUCCCUGCAUUUCUGGUACAAUUUUGUGUCGAAGCUUUUCCCGAGGAGGGAUAUUUUCUCUACAUUGAAGAAAAUGGUCUUGGGUCAGACAAUUUAUGGACCUGCCAUGACUGUUAUUUUCUUCUCAUUGAAUGCACAUUUGCAGGGUGAAACGGGAUCAGAGAUAGUUGCACGCUUAAAACGUGAUUUUCUUUCAACAAUGCUUGGUGCAAUUAUGUAUUGGCCUAUAUGUGAUUUUAUUACCUUUAAGUUCAUUCCUGUCAAUUUACAGCCACUGAUCACCAAUUCAUUUUCGUACUUGUGGACUAUUUAUAUGACGUAUAUGGCAAGCCUAGAGAAAGCAGCCUGAUCACUAUCAACAGUGUCAAUCUUUGUUCUACGAUUCAGACUGGAAGCUUCGGAGUACAGACAAAUCUUUUGGAUGACUGCACUAAUUCUGAUCUUACAUUGUCCCUCUCUAUGCUACUAACCAAUAUACUCGGUUGUGUAACUGCAGACCUGUUUUUUUUCUCGAAAUAAAUUUUGGAAUCAUUAGCAUUUCCUUCUCUGAG